AUGACAUGCGUAUCACAACUCGUUUCUCUAGAAAAACUGAAGUUUUUACAAAGUCAUGGCAUGCACAUCAAGUUAGAAAGUAGCAGUCCAAAAGCAGUGAAAGCUGGUGUGGAGCAUGCUGGUGGGGACAUGUUUGAGAGUGUCCCAAGUGGUGAUGCCAUCCUCAUGAAGUGGAUUCUACAUGACUGGAGUGAUGAGCAUGGACUGAAAAUCUUGAAAAAUUGCUGGAAAGCUCUGCCUGCAAAUGGAAAAAUGAUACUGGUAGAGUACAUGCUUCCAAUGGCCCCAGAAAGCACACAUGCAUCACAAACUGUACUUCAACUGGACAUGAUCAUGUUGGCUAAUAAUCCUGGUGGUAAAGAGAGGAGUGCACAAGAGUUUGAGUCCAUGGCCAAACAAGCUGGUUUUUCAGCAAUGAAACCUCAUUUCAGUUUUGUUGGUGUUUGGCUUAUUGAACUUUAUAAGUAGAUGGUUCUUAUAUUUUGUUGUCUAUCUAUAUCUUUACUUUUAUCGGUUAAUAAAAGAAAUUAGUGUUGAUUUGCACUAGUGAAU
Dioscorea cayenensis subsp. rotundata (Guinea yam) is the source of this 552-nucleotide messenger RNA. RefSeq names its product tricetin 3',4',5'-O-trimethyltransferase-like. Lineage: Eukaryota; Viridiplantae; Streptophyta; Magnoliopsida; Dioscoreales; Dioscoreaceae. Gene Ontology annotation, biological process: methylation. The coding region runs from base 1 to 468 and encodes 155 amino acids. The transcript is spliced from 3 exons. The record is from RefSeq and is a predicted model, not a curated record. Gene Ontology annotation, molecular function: S-adenosylmethionine-dependent methyltransferase activity; O-methyltransferase activity.